Anas platyrhynchos (mallard) is the source of this 2488-nucleotide messenger RNA. It is a transcript of the gene SH3GL2, whose product is annotated as SH3 domain containing GRB2 like 2, endophilin A1. NCBI's taxonomy places the organism in Eukaryota, Metazoa, Chordata, Aves, Anseriformes, Anatidae. Gene Ontology annotation, biological process: synaptic vesicle uncoating. Gene Ontology annotation, molecular function: protein binding. Gene Ontology annotation, cellular component: cytoplasm; glutamatergic synapse; presynapse. The record is from RefSeq and is a predicted model, not a curated record.
CCUCCCCGUCCGGCAGCGCGGGGCUGCGGGCAGCGGCAGCGGCAGCGGCACGCGCGCACCCCUCCGCCCCGCUCGGCCCCGCUCGGCUCCGCUCGGCCCCGCUCGGCCCCGCUCGGCCGCCUGGCGCCAUGUCGGUGGCCGGCCUGAAGAAGCAGUUCCACAAAGCCACCCAGAAAGUGAGUGAAAAAGUAGGAGGUGCAGAAGGAACCAAGCUAGAUGAUGACUUCAAAGAAAUGGAAAGGAAAGUGGAUGUUACCAGCAGGGCAGUUAUGGAAAUAAUGGCGAAGACAAUAGAAUAUCUUCAACCCAAUCCAGCUUCCAGAGCUAAACUCAGCAUGAUCAACACUAUGUCAAAAAUUCGAGGCCAGGAAAAGGGACCAGGUUACCCACAGGCUGAAGCCUUGCUGGCAGAUGCAAUGCUGAAAUUUGGCCGCGAACUUGGAGAAGAAUGCAACUUUGGACCAGCACUUGUAGAUGUGGGAGAAGCUAUGAAGGAGCUUUCUGAGGUCAAAGACUCUUUAGACAUGGAAGUUAAACAAAACUUCAUUGACCCACUUCAGAAUCUCCAUGACAAAGACCUGAGAGAAAUACAGCAUCACCUAAAGAAAAUGGAGGGUCGGCGCCUGGAUUUUGACUACAAGAAGAAAAGACAGGGCAAGCUCCCUGAUGAAGAGCUUCGCCAAGCACUGGAGAAAUUUGAUGAAUCAAAAGAAAUUGCUGAGUCAAGCAUGUUCAACCUUCUGGAGAUGGAUAUCGAACAAGUGAGCCAGCUUUCUGCUCUUGUACAAGCCCAGCUGGAGUACCACAAGCAGGCCACACAGAUCCUUCAACGAGUUACUUCUAAGCUGGAAGACAGAAUAAAAGAGGCAUCAUCUCAGCCCAAAAGAGAAUACCAGCCCAAACCUCGUAUGAGCCUGGAUUUCACAACUGGUGACAAUACUCAGCACAAUGGAGGAAUAUCCCAUGCCACCACUCCCAAACCAGCAGGUGCUCACAUGGAUCAGCCAUGCUGCCGAGCUCUGUAUGACUUUGAACCUGAAAAUGAGGGGGAGCUGGGAUUUAAAGAGGGUGAUAUUAUUACCCUUACUAACCAGAUUGAUGAAAACUGGUAUGAAGGGAUGCUUCAUGGCCAGUCAGGCUUCUUCCCUAUCAAUUAUGUCGAUAUUCUAGUUCCUUUACCCAAUUAGAAUGGCUGAUUCACCACCUCUGACCCAGAUAGUAAUGUCAGUACCACUGCUUUCCAAAUGCUGCUUCUUACACCUUACAAGUGCAAAUUGCAGUGGUUAGAGUCAUCAAGUCCCACCGAGCAUCUUUGGUUUAUGUGUUGUCAUACUACGUAGUGGUGAUGCGUGGUAUCUUCUGAGCCAACACAGUGUUGUGAGCCAAAACAGUGUUAGGUCACUUGGCCAUGCUGGCCUGGUGGUAACCAGAGCUAUUGCUGAGACAGAGUUGGGAAGGCAGUGGCAAGCCAGACAGAUGACUCAUGGUGAAGUAGCAGGAAGUGAAGGCGGUAUUGGGAAGAUAAUGCCUAUCACCACUGUAUUACUUUUCAAUCUUAGUUCUCUACAAAAAGAGGGAAGAGUUCUUGCCAUUCCAUCUUUCCCUUCCUUAUGGUACAGUUCACACAGGUCUAACCUUGUCUAACCAGAAUUGUGUCUUCUGACCAAAAUGGCUUGCUAUUCUCACAGAGACAGUAUAAAUGUAGACCCUCUGGUUUCUCAGAAAGUGAACCACUGUACUGUGUGCCCUUCUGAUCUAUGCUCAUUUUUGUAUUCUUGAUUGUUAUUAAAAGCCUAUUUCCAUCCAGAAGUAAACUGUAAACCAUAAAAAGGGGAUUCCUAUAAUAAAAAGCUUGAACCACAAACCACAUGAAUUUGCCCUUCAGAAACAUUGAGCAUGCUCAACAAGAUGCCAGUAGGAGGGCAAGAUAGGGGAUAAAACUGCUUAAGUGUUAACUGUUUCUUGUCAAUUUUUGGCACAAAAUCAUGCUGCUUAAGAACCAGAUAUUCUUUGUAAACGCAUUCACUGGGGAAGAAAUCCAACCAAACACAACCCUCCCUUCUUUUAUUUCUGUCUAUCAUGUGUUCUUCGAACAUCAUUUGUGCAUAUUCUGCCCUCAAUGAGGACUAAAUAAACCUUACUUCUUUUUGUGUUGAGCAAUUAAAGACAUGUGGCUGUAUAUGCAAAAACACUUCCCCAUAUGUUUAGUUCAUUUUUUUUUUCCUCCUUACUGCACUUGGUGUGUACAGUGCUGUGCCUAGCUUCUCAGCGUUCUUUUGGUAACAAUUGCAAAAGUUCUGUAAGUUUAGUUAUCCAGAGUUCUAUUUAUCUAAACUAUAAAGACUCUUUCAGAGGUUUAAUGUACUGCUUCGAAUGUGCCACUUCAGUACUGGAUGAUGUGAAAUGACGACAUUCCCUACUGCUUUAUGUAUAAACUGCAUCAUGGAAAUAUUGAUAUUUCAAAUAAAUGCUGAGAGAAUAACUGGAA